UAGAUGAUAAAGGAAAAAGUGAUUUUGAGAAGUGAAGUUUAUCAUGUGUAUUCAUCAGAAUAGUAGGAAAGAAUGAAGGUGUAUUUCGAUUUAUCAGAAAGUAAUGAUCACAUUGAUUUAAAUGGUAGAAUAUCAAAAGUGUUUGGAACCAUGUUAAAAGUUAGUUGAUGGAGAGAUUUGCAAAAAGAAUUGUGAAAGUAUCUUCGACGAAUACACUAAAUUACUACAGCAUCGCUACGAGGGAGACAAAAAGCAAUUAAUUGAUGCCAAAGUAUUUCACUCAUUCUAAGAAUUAGGUUUCUGGAUUGCCCACAUUUGAUAGUUUCAAGAGAAAGGACAGAGGCUUCUUUUAUAAAGUUUUCGGGUUUAAUUUCAGCGAAUUCUGGGAACCUGAUCAGAGACAAAUCAAGCAAAUCUGAAUAUGC
This is a messenger RNA of Paramecium octaurelia, 425 nucleotides long. NCBI's taxonomy places the organism in Eukaryota, Ciliophora, Oligohymenophorea, Peniculida, Parameciidae. The record is from the annotation of a GenBank genome assembly.